CUGGGGAAUCCAGAGGGUGACAGGCCCCAAAGCCAGGCCCUGAGAAGGCAGGGCCAGCGCCCCCCCCACAGUCCAGGAGACACACCCUGCCUCUGUUGUCCCCAGGUGCCCUUCCUGACCUGGGCCAUGACCUUGACAAGGUCACACAUACUGCUGGGCAAUCCUGCAGCAGGACCCAGGCUCUGGAGCCCUAGGAAGGCCAGCUGCCUUGGGUGGCCCUCCUGGGACUCACAGGUAACAGCCCAGGAAGUUGACACUGAGUUAAAGCAGGUUGAAGUGGACAUUGGAGACGCACGCGGAGGCGGGCAAGUGAAGCAGGGUUUAUUUAAAAAGGGGGUGACAGCGACCCCUCCUGGGAGGGAGAAGGCCGCGGCUGGCGUCCCGCUACCCCAGGACGUGAGCGGGUUCUGCCUUUGUGUGUCCUGGGCUUCCUCUGUCCCCUGCCCUCUUCCCGCAUCUCCUCCUUCCUGCGUGUGUGACCAGGCCCAGCAGAUGCCCAGCGGGGUGGCCCACAGGGACCCAGAUCCGGGGAUCACCACAGAGACCCGGGAGCCCUGCGGCCUGCCCUGCCACCUGAGCGAUGCCUACGGGGGUGGUCCAUGCGAGGAAGCGGCAUCCCUCCCAGGACAAGGGUGGCCCAAGGAGCACUGGACUCCAGCUUCUCUGGUGCUUCUUAACCACAGCCCUGCAGGGCCAUCGGCUGGAGGCCCAGGUGUGAGGAACCUCCUCACGCGGCUUUGCACCCGACUCCCUGUGGCUGGGUCGCAAUGGGAGAGGUCCUGAUGACUGGUCCAAGGAGGAGAGGGGUGACCGUCCCACUGGUGCCUACAGCCUCCUUUCUCCUCUCCUCCUCGGCCUCCGCCAUCUCUGGCCUCUGAUCCUUGGCCUCAGAUUGACGCACAAGCUAAGAGGUCAGGGCCAGCUCUGCACAGGGACAGCUGGUUGACGGGGAAGCCAGGUGGGGCCUUCAGCCUCAAGGCUAAGGAGGCAGCCGCUGCCCGCUGGGCCUGAGGCUCACAGGGAAAGGGCAGGGCCUGGGACCCUCACCCGGAGGCCCAGUGCUGCCCACCUCUGACUUGCCCUGUGAUCUUUGGUAAGUGGCUUUCCUCUUGGACCUCAGUUGACCCAUCUGCCAAAUGGGCACCUGUUGCCUCCUCUGUUUCAAACGACUCCGCAGGUGGGAGCCGCCCAGAAGCUCUUGUGGAGAAGACUCACAGUUAGGAACCAGGAGGGGAGAAGGCCGGGAAGGGAGGAGAGGGUGCCCGGGAGGCGGCCAGAGGAGGGGGCUGGGCGCGGGGACAGAUGGAGGAGGCAGGUGAGAGAGUGUUAAGAAGGGGCG
Messenger RNA from Marmota monax (woodchuck), 1339 nucleotides. RefSeq lists its product as uncharacterized. Bases 127 to 783 code for a protein of 218 amino acids. The transcript has 3 exons. NCBI's taxonomy places the organism in Eukaryota, Metazoa, Chordata, Mammalia, Rodentia, Sciuridae. The record is from RefSeq and is a predicted model, not a curated record.